This is a messenger RNA of Lodderomyces margitis, 5847 nucleotides long. Its product is annotated as DNA-binding ATPase. The record is from RefSeq and is a predicted model, not a curated record. Lineage: Eukaryota; Fungi; Ascomycota; Pichiomycetes; Serinales; Debaryomycetaceae. The coding region runs from base 1 to 5847 and encodes 1948 amino acids. Gene Ontology annotation, molecular function: TBP-class protein binding; ATP-dependent chromatin remodeler activity; DNA binding. The transcript has a single exon.
AUGUCGAGAUUAGAUAGAUUGGUUGUAUUACUAGAGACAGGAUCAACCUCAUUUAUCCGAAACACAGCUGCUGAUCAGCUAUCAGACUUGGCUAAAGCUCAUCCAGAGGAUAUUUUAAACUUGCUUGCUCGUGUAUAUCCUUUCCUUAAAUCACCCAAAUGGGAAACAAGAGUCGCAGCUGCACGAGCGUUUGGAGGUAUAGCAAAUAAUGCACCACUAUGGGACCCAAAUUCACAAGAGCAAAUCAAGCAGGAAAACCUGGAGGAGACAUUAGUUAAAAAGGAAGUAGAGGACAGUCUAUCAUAUGAGACCAAGGACUUUAUAAAACAAGAAGCACAUGAAGAAGUCAAGAUCAAGAUUGAGCAAGAUCAAGAAUUGGAUAAAAUUGACGACUCCAUAUCAAAUUUGUUACUGUUUAGCAAUUUUGACUUGAAUGAAUUGAUCAAAAGCGGAACGACGCUAUUGGCGUCAAAAUCAGACAACACUUUAAACUGUGAUGACGAAGUUGAUGAAGAUGAUAGGACUUUAAUUGGCAGGAUAAAAAGACAUCGGGCUAGCAUCCUACCCAAGCAAGAGGCACCAGAGGUAGAAGUUGGCAAAACCAUGGAUGCUGGAGAUCAGAAGCGGAGUAAAAUCAGUUCCGACCCAGUGAUCAAACAAGAACCAUUGUAUGGAGAUGAAGUUGUAUCAUCAGAUGCAUCUACAACAGUACAGUCACCAAGCGCUAUUAGACCGCUGCUUGAUAAUCCAUCAAAGCCAGUAUCUAGCGCUAGACUUAAAGCCAUGCAAAAAAGGAGAGCUAAAUUUAGUGCCAAAGCUGGUGGCAACAAGAUGAAAUCAAUUGAUAUCUCGCAAAGCUCUAUUUCAAGACAAAUGGUGGAAAAUGGUGAUGGAAUGGACCUUGACUCCGAUAACGAUGGCAAUAACAGUCACCAGCAAUAUGACGUUACUUCACAACAGGGAGGAGAAAAGUUGGUUGUCGAAGCUAAAGUGGAAGAGAUUUCGCCUUUACUUGCUUUGCAUAAUAAGGUGACUGGAUUAAUAUGGCUUUUUCAAGGAGUUUAUGAAUUGCUAUUAGCCGACUUGUUUGACGACAAAUGGGAAAUCAGACAUGGUGCUGCAUUGGGGUUGAGAGAAUUGAUUAGGAAACAUGGUAAAGGCACAGGGAGAAUUAUGAAUAAAACCAAGGAGGAGAAUGACCGCAAUAAUAAAAUGACUUUGGAAGAUUUAGCCGUAAGGUUGUGCAUUUUAUUUGUGCUUGACCGAUUUGGUGACUAUGUUUCUGAUACUGUUGUUGCCCCAGUGAGAGAAUCAAGUGCACAGACAUUGGCUGCGCUAUUGAUACAUUUAGACGAUGAGACAGUGAUCAAGACUUUUAGUUGUUUGUAUACCAUGACGUUGCAAAACGAUUUGCCGCCUCCGAAAUGUUGGGAAGCUAAGCAUGGAGGGAUGUUGGGUGUUCGUUAUCUCGUUAGUGUACGAACUGAUGUGUUGCUUAAGAAACCCGAUAUGUUUGACCAAGUGUUGAACAUGGUUCUUCAUGGACUCCAAGAAAGUGACGAUGACGUUCAGUCAGUGGCAGCAUUGACAUUGACACCAAUUGCAUCAGAAGUUGUAUCUACUCGAAAGUCCAUCAUUCAGUCGUUAUUAGCGGUAAUAUGGGACUGUUUGGUAAAUUUAAGAGAUGAUUUAUCUGCCUCCAUUGGGUCAGUCAUGGACUUGUUGGCAAAGUUGUGUAGCCAUAGAGAGGUGAUUGAUAUAAUUCAGCAUGAUGCAGCUAAAGAUGACAGGUAUUCAUUCAAACACUUAGUGCCUAGACUAUAUCCAUUUUUGAGACAUUCAAUCACAAAUGUCAGAAAAGCAGUUUUACGGACUAUUUUGGAAUUUUUAUCAAUACAAGAGGACAACAUCACAAAUACUUGGAUUGAUGCCAAAGCAAUAAGACUCAUUUUUCAAAAUUUAUUGGUCGAGCAAAACUCUGAUGUGUUGCAAUUGUCAAUCACAGUUUAUGACAAAUUGUUAGAAGAAGUUGACAAAUACAAGAUGAAUUGGGGGGACCUUUUUGUAUCGCAGUCUCUGGAUUUGUUAUCUUUGACAAUGACACCAAUUGGAAUAGCAAGACAAACUUACCAGAUGAAUACUCGAUUGAUUAUGAGACCCUCGGGCCAAAUGGUGGGGCCGUUGGAUGACGAAGACAGUCGUCGUUCUAAGAAGCGUAAUAGACAACAAACAGAAACACCAGAAUCAGAUGCGAUUGAAGGUAAUGGCAUACCCAUUGAAGAUUUGAAGAUCAAUAUUGAUGCACCGGUGUACAAGGGUGACGUCAUGCUCAUUGGGUUUGAAAAGAUGAUUGCUACUCGUUCGGCAGCUGCAAGUGCUUUUGGUAAGGCACUAGCGCUAAUCAAAGAUCAAACAACAUUGAACCAAGUUUUCCAAAAUUUGUUAUCCUUUUUAGAUUCACCAUUUGAAACAUCUAGAUUAUUAGGAGCAUUCAUUAUUGAAGAGUAUGCUACGUCAGUAAAGGAGCAGCACCGGGAACCAAAUGAGGAAACUGUUGCCAUUUUUGCCAACACAUUGAUGGCCGUACUUCAAGCUCCAUCUUCGCUUCCAUACUUCCGUGAGUUGAUACCUUCCCUCAAAUCUGUACGGACUACGUGUCUACAACUAUUUGACUGCUUUGUAUCGACUGCUCGGUUAUCACCAUCAAAAAUACCCCAAAUUCCUAUCCUUGUGCAAGGUGAAGCCGAAGCAGGCCCAAAUGCUUUUACUUUGGAAUGUGCAGAAAAGGUAAGUGGCGAAGUGUUUGACAAAUUAAAGAAAAGUUUAUCGAGCAGUCACCGUUUGGCUGCAAACCAGGCUCUAGAAGAUGCCAAGCAUAGAAUCACGCUUGCGGUGGAUGAGUGUCGAAGUUUGGUAAAUUCGAAAAUUACCGCCAUUUUAGCGUCUUUUGCUGGUGCUGCGUUGGCAUUAUCAGGUAUUCCCAAAAAAUUGAAUCCGAUCAUCAAGUCAUUAAUGGAAAGCAUCAAACUGGAAGAUUCCCUUGUAUUGCAAAAAAAGACUGUGUUUUCAAUUGCUAGUUUGAUUCGUCAAUUGAAUGAAACGGGAAAACGGAAUGUGGCUGAUAAAAUCAUCAAGAAUUUGUGUGCAUUUUUGUGUGUUGACACUGCUGAAGUACCCGAGUUCUAUCAUAACGUUGGCUUCAAGACGAACAUUUUAUCCUUGAAAAAGGAAGAGAGUGCUAGUGACCAUGCUGAUGCUGCAGCACAUGAAAGAGCAGUUCACGAAGCAAGAAUUAAACGUCGUGGGGCUUUGCUACUGCUUGAGGAGAUAAUUCUGAUGUACAAGCAAGAUUUGUUUACCGAAGUGCCGAAGUUGAAAGAAUUGAUGGUUGGUCCAUUAAAAGAAUUGGCUACAGUAAGUGGUGAAGCAAUAGCCAAAGACGAGUUUAAAGGGCAAAGUAUAAUCGACGCUUUGGGUAUAUUGAAGGCAUUAUUACCACAGAUAGAUAAGUCAUUACACCCGGAGAUUACCGAUCAUUUGGAUCUUUUAUUACCUGGAUUGAAAUCAGAAUAUUCAGCUUUCCGAUACUCGACUGCUAAAUGUUUUGCCACGAUAUGUUCAGUUGCUCCUACUAAAGCAUUUACAUUCUUGGUUAAUUCCGUAUUGCCCAUGUUGAAAAAUGCUGGUAGCAUAAUUGAAAGGCAGGGAGCUAUUGAAACUAUAUAUCACAUUUCCGCAGUGAUGGGUGCCAGUAUCUUGCCAUAUGUGAUGUUUUUAAUUGUGCCGGUAUUGGGGAGAAUGAGUGAUUCAGAUCACGAUGUGCGAAUAUUGGCCACUACUACCUUUGCUUCGAUCAUCAAGUUGGUUCCAUUAGAAGCUGGUAUACCCGAUCCUGAUGACAUGCCGCAAGGGUUGUUGGAAGGUAGAGAAAGAGAACGAGAUUUCAUAUCGCAGAUGAUGGAUCCAACAAAGAUCAAGCCUUUUGACUUGCCGGUAUCGAUCAAAGCAACCUUGCGUAAGUAUCAACAAGAAGGUGUCAAUUGGUUGGCAUUUUUGAACAAGUAUCACUUACACGGGAUCUUAUGUGAUGAUAUGGGUUUGGGUAAGACAUUGCAAACUAUCUGCAUCAUCUCCUCAGAUCACCAUAUUAGAGCUGAGAAGUACACAGAAACCGGUGCUGUUGAAUAUAGAAGGUUGCCGUCGUUGGUGAUUUGCCCACCCUCUUUGACCGGGCACUGGGAACAAGAGAUUAACCAGUACGCUCCAUUCAUGAAGGUGUUGGUCUAUGCUGGAAAUCCAAGUAUUAGAACUCCCUUGAGAAGUCAAUUACCCCAUGUCGAUGUUGUUGUGACAUCUUAUGAUGUUUCGAGAAAUGAUGUCGAUUUCUUGAGCUCAUUAGAUUACAAUUAUUGUGUGUUGGACGAAGGGCAUAUUAUAAAGAACGCCAAUUCCAAGCUCUCAAAGUCCGUGAAGCAAAUUAGAGCUGAGCAUAGGUUGAUCUUGUCCGGUACACCUAUUCAAAACAAUGUGUUGGAGUUGUGGUCGUUAUUUGACUUUUUGAUGCCUGGAUUUUUAGGUACGGAAAAGGUUUUCCAUGAGAAAUUUGCCAAACCAAUUGCAGCCAGUAGAAAUAGCAAGACGUCGUCUAAGGAACAAGAAGCUGGGGCAUUGGCACUUGAGUCCUUACAUAAACAAGUGUUGCCGUUUAUGUUACGUCGUCUUAAAGAAGAUGUUCUUUCUGAUUUGCCACCCAAAAUCAUCCAAGAUUAUUAUUGUGAAUUGAGUGACUUGCAAAAGAAGUUGUACAAGGACUUUGCCAAGAAUGAAAAAGAGAGUAUCAAGAAUGAUGUAUCAUCGGCUGAAAAAGAGGGCAAGACACACGUUUUCCAAGCAUUGCAGUAUAUGAGAAAAUUGUGCAACCAUCCAGCUUUGGUUGUAUCUCCUAGCCACCCUAAAUAUGUUGAAGUGGAACGAUUCCUUGCUUCAAGGCAUUCAGACUUGAAAAAUAUAGAACACUCGCCAAAAUUGCAGUCUUUGAGGACGUUAUUGCUCGAGUGUGGUAUUGGGACACAAGAUUCUGACUAUGGUAGAGUAAGACAAAAGAAGACCAACGACGCGCUUAUGCCUCUUGAAGGAGUCAUUUCGGAACAUCGUGCUUUGAUAUUUUGCCAAUUGAAAGAUAUGUUGGAUAUUGUUGAAAAUGACUUGUUGAAAAAGUAUCUUCCAUCGGUGACUUAUAUGAGACUAGAUGGUAGUACUGAUCCAAGAAAUCGUCAAGCUAUUGUACGCAAGUUUAAUGAUGAUCCAUCGAUCGAUGUCCUUCUCUUGACUACGAAAGUUGGGGGAUUGGGGUUGAACUUAACUGGUGCUGAUACUGUCAUUUUCGUUGAACACGAUUGGAAUCCAAUGAAUGAUUUACAAGCGAUGGAUAGAGCUCAUAGGUUAGGGCAAAAGAAGGUGGUGAAUGUGUACCGUUUAAUCACAAAGGAUACAUUGGAAGAAAAGAUUAUGGGAUUGCAGAAAUUUAAAAUGAAUAUUGCAUCAACCAUUGUUAACCAGCAGAAUACAGGGUUACAAUCAAUGGAUACUAACCAAUUGUUGGAUUUGUUUGACGUUGAGGACAACGGAGUUAAAAUGGAAGAAAGCAAUAAUUAUGAUGACGACAAGAGAGUAAGUGGAAAUGGAAAUGGCACGAACAUAGGAAGCGGAAGUAACGUGACAGAGGAACUUACUGGUGGUUUGACUGGUAAAGCUGCAGGUGCUGUUGGUGAAUUGGCUGAGUUGUGGGAUGAGCAACAAUAUGAAGAUGAAUAUAAUCUUGACAAUUUUAUCAAGACAUUAAAGUAA